Molecule: messenger RNA, 828 nt
Organism: Medicago truncatula (barrel medic)
Lineage: Eukaryota; Viridiplantae; Streptophyta; Magnoliopsida; Fabales; Fabaceae
Exons: 2
Coding region: 1-828 (275 amino acids)
Source: RefSeq, a predicted model, not a curated record
AUGCGGUUUAGGUCUGAUAGGUGGAUAGGGGAGUCUCCUCUUUGUGUGCGGUUUAGGCGGUUGUUUGAGUUAACAGAGAAUAAGUCUAUGUUCGUGGCCGACUUGCUCUCUAUUGAUUCGGAGAGGUGGGGGGAGGUGUGGAGGUGGAGACGUAGGUUAUGGCAGUGGGAGGAGGAGUUGCUAGAUGAGUGUAGGGCUUUACUUCUUGAUGUUUCCUUGAAUCCUAAUGUUUCAGAUAGCUGGGUGUGGCUUCCGGACCCAUCUGGUGGAUACACAGUUCGAGGUGCAUAUAGUUUGUUAAUCUCUCAGGUUCCUCCGGUCGCCGACUAUGAUUUGGAUUUGGUGUGGCACAAACAGGUUCCCUUAAAGGUUUCCGUUUUUGCGUGGAGGCUCAUCCGUGAUCGUUUACCAACAAGGACAAAUUUGAUUGCUAGACGGGUGUUGUCGCCUGACAUGUCUUCGCGUGUUGCUGAUUGUGGUCAUCCUGAAUCGGCUCGACAUCUAUUUUUAUUGUGUGAUACUUUUGGUUCUUUGUGGCAUUUGGUGCGUGACUGGAUCGGUUGCUUUGGGGUGGACACAGAUAAUAUUUCAUAUCAUUUUUUACAGUUCACUCAUUUGAUAGGUGGUGGUGCUGCUAGACGUUCUUUUAUGCAACUUAUAUGGCUUCUUUGUGCCUGGGUUGUUUGGAAUGAACGUAAUAACCGGAUGUUUAAUCAUGUUGUUACCCCCAUCCCUUGUUUACUAGAUAAGAUUAAGCUGUUGUCUCUAGUCUCUAAGGCACACCUUUUGCGUUGGGAACUACCCUAUUCGUAUAUAAUUCUAUUUUAG